AUGAAUCGCAUGAUUCGGGUCUCCUCUAGUGCGCUCUUGCUGCUGGCAUGCGCGCUCAAUGCCUCCGCCCAUGGCAGUCAUGAGCAUGCGCAAGUCGAGGUCCCGCCAGACGCUGACUGGGCGACGCGACAUAUGGCUGAGGAGCAUCACAUAUCUGGCUUCGACGCUAGCUUCUUCUUCACUCUACACGACUACGACGGUACCGGUCUUUGGACUGCUAUGGACAUUCGACGCACCUACGGCCUCGAAAACCCGCCCACUUCUACUCAGAUUUCCGACACAAAGAAACAAAUGGUUGUCGAUACCGUUCUCAAAAUGUUCGACAUGAACAAAGACGGAGCGAUCACGCUGGAAGAAUUCCUACAGAAAGACACCGAGGGCGUCAAGUUACCCGACUUUGGCAUGGGCCCUGGACACCACGGCGACGACGAGUACGAGUAUGAGAUCCACCACUGGGAAAAGUACCACAGUGGAGACGACGUCAAGGAAGAGGAUCUCAACCACCCCGAGGACAUUGAGCAUUUCAAGAUGCACGAGCAGAAGGAGGCUGCGCAGGAAGAGUGGGAGAGGCUGGAGCUUAGGGGUAUUGUGGAGAAGAACAUCCCCGAUAAAUACAGGCGGAAUUGAUGAGCUCACGCGCUUACUGAGACGCACGUUUGGCGUUGACGAAGUAUCUGUGAAUGUGCCGGCAUAAAAAGAGACUAUG
This is a messenger RNA of Exserohilum turcica Et28A, 706 nucleotides long. RefSeq lists its product as uncharacterized. Lineage: Eukaryota; Fungi; Ascomycota; Dothideomycetes; Pleosporales; Pleosporaceae. Gene Ontology annotation, molecular function: calcium ion binding. The coding region runs from base 1 to 627 and encodes 208 amino acids. The record is from RefSeq and is a predicted model, not a curated record. The transcript is spliced from 2 exons. Gene Ontology annotation, cellular component: endoplasmic reticulum-Golgi intermediate compartment; extracellular exosome.